AGACCGUCACACCUGUUCAUUCACUGUUCUCAGACAACCAACCUGGACAAACACCUGUGAAACAGAGAAGCAUCUUAACAGACCUGUUCAUUUUCAUUGCAGAAAUCUUUCUUGUAGUUAUAGAUAGACAAAGUCAAGGAGAACCAGGACAGGUUGACCAUGGUGGCGCAGGGGACUAAAGAGUUUUAUGUGGAGAGAGACGUUCUGGAUGAGCCUUGUCUGGACGAGAGAGCCCGGAAGAGGACACACUCUAACAAACCCCCCCUGAGACAACGGUUAAAAGAUUCCAUGAGAUGUUCAGUGCCCAGGUUGAAGAGCAUUUUCCUGAGCUAUAUACCCAUCCUGUCCUGGCUCCCCCAGUACCCCAUCAGGGAGACUAUCAUGGGAGACAUCAUCUCGGGCUUCAGUGUGGGGAUCAUGCACCUGCCUCAGGGUAUGGCCUACGCGCUUCUGGCAUCCCUUCCUCCUGUGACUGGCCUGUACUCUUCCUUCUACCCUGUUCUGGUCUACAUUAUAUUUGGCACCUCCAGACAUGUGUCCAUAGGUACAUUUUCGGUGGUUAGUGUUAUGGUUGGCAGUGUGACAGAAAGGUUGGCAGUAAACAGUAAGUUCAUGACUUACAAUGGGACCAAUGGAACUGCGGUGUUAGAUACAGUGAUGCAGGCUGCCUACAGGGUACAGGUGGCAUCCUCUCUCAGUCUGCUGGUGGGAAUCUUCCAGAUUCUCCUAGCCUUGGUGAGGUUUGAUUUUUUGGCAACAUAUCUUUCAGUGCCUUUGGUUGGUGGAUACACAACUGCUGCAGCCAUCCAAGUGGUCCUUGCACAGCUCAAAUACAUAUUUGGGGUUGAACAACCUAAGUUUAAUGGACCGCUCUCUCAAGUUUAUACCUUUGUGAAUAUCUGUUCACUGCUCCCCAAGACUAAUAUAGGCACUCUUGUGACCAGCCUGGUGACAGCGCCCAUUCUCAUUGUGGUCAAGGAACUCAAUGACUACUACAGCAAAAAGUUGCCUCUUCCCAUUCCUAUAGAACUUAUAGUGGUCAUUGGAGCAACAAUUAUAUCAUACUACACCCAUCUUAAGGAGAACUUUCAUAUUAGCGUUGUGGGACUGAUACCCAGCGGGAUGAAUGCCCCUGUGGUCCCUGAUUUGACUCUCUUCCCAGACUUAAUAGGCGAUGCGUUUGCCAUAGCUGUCGUUGGCUACGCCGUCGUCAUUUCCUUGGGCAAAACAUUUGGCGUCAAACAUGGCUACAAGGUAGACAGUAACCAGGAGCUGCUGUCUCUGGGUCUCAGUAACUCAGUUGGGGGGUUCUUCCAGUGCUACCCCAUCUCCUGCUCCAUGGCCCGCAGUCUGGUCCAGGAGACCACCGGAGGAAAAACACAGGUUGCUGGGAUAUUCUCGUGCGCUUUUUUGCUGAUUAUCAUUUUGAAAAUAGGCUCACUGUUUGAGAAACUGCCCAAGGCUGUCCUGUCCGUCAUUGUGUUUGUAAACCUAAAGCACAUGUUUGAGCAGUUCGGAGACAUUCCAGUUCUGUGGAGACGCAACAAGAUUGAUCUGAUGGUGUGGGUGGUAACUCUGGUGUGCACCAUUCUAUUAAACCUGGAUUUGGGCCUGCUCGCCUCCAUCGUCUUUGCCCUGCUCACUGUCAUCUUCAGGAGCCAACUGCCGAGGUACUCUGUCCUGGGCCACGUCCCCGGGACAGAGCUGUACCUGGACAUGGACACCUAUGAGGAAGCUAAAAAGAUAGCAGGCAUCACCAUCUUCCAAUCAUCCACCGCCCUCUACUAUGCUAAUGAAGAAUUCUACAAGACGGCCCUGGAAGAGAAGAGCGGGAUUGACGUCAAGAAGAUGCUGACCAUGAAGAGGCAGCAGGAUGCAGUGAUGGAGCGUGAGAAAAAGAAAGAGGAAAAGAAACAAAAGAAAAUGGCCAAGAAACUGGGCUUGAAGGACAAGUCCAGUGGCAAAGACCAGCCUGACGACAUGCAAACAGACCAGGGGAACGGAAUACCCCUGUCCAUUAUCGAGGUACCCACCGACGGGCAGGACAACUGGGCUUUCAGUAGAGACAGCAUUAUCUCAGACACUGGGACCACCGUGGACAUGAACCAGGCGGCCAUCCCUGCAGUAGAAGAAGAGGAUUGGCGGAGACUGGACACACACACCAUCAUACUGGACUUCUCCACAUCCAACUUUGCAGACACUGUCACAGUGAAAACAUUGAAAAACAUAUUCAGAGAUUUUGGAGAGCUUGGCGUUGACAUGAAUAUAGCAGGUUGCCAAGUUUGCGUAAUGGAGCAGUUGGAAACUGCAGGCUUGUUUUCUGAGUCCAUUCCCAAGAGUCUCCUCUUCCCCACCAUUCACGACGCUGUGUUACACAGCCUCAGACUGAGGGGGGGAACGGCCUUGCACAACUAUGAGAACCACGAGUAUCCACCAGAUAUGAUUAAUGGGACCAAGAUGUGACCAAUAGGGGUCAGCUUUCCAGCUCACCUUCCUCAUGUUGCUGGUUUCCUGCUUCCCAUUGGUUGUCCUCUCAGCCCCCCCCUCUUGUGAGGAGCAUGCACCACUAUGACACAGUGGUCAGUUGCCAUAGAGAUAAACAGAGCCAUUGCUUUAGAAACUGUCUUUUUAUGAUGAGGUAAUAAUGAGGUAUCACACAACAAGUCUCUGCAGUCCUCCUCCUGUGUAUGUGUGAAAUAGAGAGAGAGGGAGGGAGGGGGGGAAGCACAAGAGAAUGUAGCACGAGAUGACUAGAAAUCUGUAUUUAUAGCAAGAGAGAAUGUAGCACGAGAUGACUAGAAAUCUGUAUUUAUAACAAGAGAGAAUGUAGCACGAGAUGACUAGAAAUCUGUAUUUAUAGCAAGAGAGAAUGUAGCACUAGACGACUAGAAAUCUGUAUUUAUAACAAGGGAGGAAGUGUAGAGAGGGAGUGAGAGGUUGACUGUGAGGACAAAACUGGGACUGUUUAUGGAAUGCAUUUGCAAAAUAUUUUUUUCAUUGUUAUUCAGCCUAUUGAUGAUUUAUUUUUUGCGUGUAACAACCUUUUGACAGAUGCAUUUUAAUCUUUAUGUAAAGAACAAAUUAACAUAUUUUCUAUAGACUCCCCAGUCAGUUUCCCAUGAUUACUUACCAAUAAUUCUCUUGAGCAUAACAAUCUGCUAAGAUAUCUAAUAGGGGUGGGAAUCUUUGGUAACUCACGAUUCGAUUCUUGGGGUCACGAUUCGAUUAAAAAUCGAUUCACAAUAUUUUUGAUUCACAAUAUUUUUGAUUCACGAUUUUAAUCAAAUUUCGGUUCAAUAUAUGCUUGCAUUUGAUUCCAGUUUGCUGUUUAGUGUUACUUGUUUCUAUUUGACUGUGAUAGGCAGUUAAGUCUUGAAGAAAAAAAUCCCAAUGCAUCAAAACCUUGAAAUGUAUUGUUUUUCUUGCAGAGUAAACUCAAAAACUCAAACAUUUGUGAAUCGAUAGGAAUCGCUAGAAGACUGAAUCGCGAUUCAAAUGCGAAUAUCGAUUUGAUAAUUCGAUUCCCCCCCCCCCACCCCUAUUAUCUAAUAAGUUAUCUGUUGUUACAAACAUGCGUUACUGUAUGCGCAUUCACCGCUGAAUGAGUUAUGUAAGUCGACUGUCUUUCAAUAUAUUCUGUGGAUUGGGAGUUAAAUCGGUGGGGUUUGAGUCAAAUAAAAAGACUUGAUAUGUA
Messenger RNA from Osmerus eperlanus (European smelt), 3694 nucleotides. Its product is annotated as solute carrier family 26 member 6-like. Lineage: Eukaryota; Metazoa; Chordata; Actinopteri; Osmeriformes; Osmeridae. Bases 160 to 2463 code for a protein of 767 amino acids. The record is from RefSeq and is a predicted model, not a curated record. Gene Ontology annotation, biological process: transmembrane transport. Gene Ontology annotation, cellular component: plasma membrane. Gene Ontology annotation, molecular function: oxalate transmembrane transporter activity; sulfate transmembrane transporter activity; chloride transmembrane transporter activity. The transcript is spliced from 19 exons.